AUGAGGUCUCUAUUUGUUUGUUGUCUCACUCUGCCUCUCUGUGCAACGUUGGCUGCGGGUUUCCUGCGAACUUCCCACAGCUCGGCGCUCUCUCCGCGCGCACCCGCAGUCGGCUCGCCGUCGGAGACUGUGGUAGCUCCUCCCUCUGUCUCUCCCCAGUUCUCUUCGUUUUCCUCUUUCGAGCUCGUUUCGCCGUCUCACUCGCCUCCGCCCUCUCCAGGCUUUGUCUCAGUCUCUUCGUUCCUGUCUCAGUCGUCGCACUCUCCUGCCCCGGCAGCUUCGUCGCCGCUGCGCCCUCUGCGCCGGCGCGCGGCCAGCUCUGCUGAAGAGGCCCUAUCUCCUCAUGGAGGCCGCCAGGCACUCUUUGCUGAAUGCUGCGGCUCCAGAGGGAGCACGUGCGCCCCAAUAGCGAAUGCGGCUGCCGCUGGCGACCUCGGGAACGCAGCGCCGAGCGGAAAGAAGGGCGGAGUCACUCCUCGCGUCGGCGAAACAACCGCAGGGCCUCGGCCCGACUGGUUCCACGUGCCCGCCCCGCAGGCCGCUGCCCGCGGCGCUGAGGAGUCGCGCUACCAGCAGCUGCAGAGGCAAAUCCGCGGCCUGCAACUUCACACGGUAUGCGAGGAAGCCAAGUGCCCAAACAUCGGCGAGUGUUGGAACGGGGGCACUGCGACGCUCAUUCUUCUGGGCGACACGUGCACGCGAGGCUGUCGCUUCUGCGCGAUCAAAACGUCCAGCAAGCCCCCCCCACCCGAUCCGCAAGAGCCCGAAAAAGUUGCCGACGCCGUUGCCAAGUGGGAUAUCGACUACGUCGUCAUGACCAGCGUCGACAGAGACGACAUGCCUGACGGCGGUGCCGCGCACUUCGCUCGAACAGUUCAGCUGGUGAAGAAAGUCAAGCCUUCGAUGCUCGUCGAGUGCUUGGUCUCCGACUUCCAGGGGAUGGAAGGGUCCGUUCGCACGCUUGCUCAGUCCGGACUAGAUGUCUACGCCCACAAUAUCGAGACGGUUCGCCGUUUGACGCCAUACGUUCGCGACAAGCGAGCAAAAUACGACCAGUCCCUGCGGGUGCUUCAGGCUGCGAAAAAGUUCAAUCCCUCAGUGUUCACAAAAUCGUCGAUAAUGGUGGGUCUGGGGGAAACCGAAGAAGAAGUCGUUGAGACUCUCCGGGAUCUCCGAGCUCACAACGUCGAUGUCGUGACCCUGGGCCAGUACCUGCGGCCCACGAAACAACAGCUGGGGGUCGUUGAGUAUGUCACUCCCGAGAAGUUUCGACGCUACCAAGAGCUUGCGGAAGGCAUGGGAUUCAAAUACGUUGCAAGCGGCCCUCUGGUGCGGUCCUCAUAUAAGGCCGGUGAAUAUUUCAUGAAGCAUCUGAUUGAUGACGCGAGGAAGAAGGGCUACGGCGACACGGUGAAAGAGGUCAAGCUCGAGGCCGACGUAGGCACGCUCAAAGGGGAGACAACCACAUUCGGGGCAGAAUGA
This is a messenger RNA of Besnoitia besnoiti, 1482 nucleotides long. RefSeq names its product lipoic acid synthase LIPA. Gene Ontology annotation, molecular function: 4 iron, 4 sulfur cluster binding; lipoate synthase activity. The record is from RefSeq and is a predicted model, not a curated record. Gene Ontology annotation, cellular component: mitochondrion. Gene Ontology annotation, biological process: lipoate biosynthetic process. Bases 1 to 1482 code for a protein of 493 amino acids. NCBI's taxonomy places the organism in Eukaryota, Apicomplexa, Conoidasida, Eucoccidiorida, Sarcocystidae. The transcript is spliced from 4 exons.